Molecule: messenger RNA, 2726 nt
Organism: Myripristis murdjan (pinecone soldierfish)
Lineage: Eukaryota; Metazoa; Chordata; Actinopteri; Holocentriformes; Holocentridae
Gene: dapk3
Product: death-associated protein kinase 3
Exons: 10
Coding region: 223-1587 (454 amino acids)
Biological process (GO): intracellular signal transduction; protein phosphorylation; positive regulation of apoptotic process
Cellular component (GO): nucleus; cytoplasm
Molecular function (GO): protein serine/threonine kinase activity; ATP binding
Source: RefSeq, a predicted model, not a curated record
AUACUACAUCCAUGGUAACAUUACACCUUGAAAAAUCUAACGGAUUAAGGGUCCAUGCUUUUAUGUUGGAAAAAGAUACCGGAUGUGCUGCUUUUCAUUCUGGCACACUUGACACGUAUCGGUCGGAUAAUUCACUGUCGUCAGGAGAGGAAUGCAGCACUGCUAACCAACUGCAAUUGACAUUCAAAACAUCGCUGUUAUCAGCAUCCCAGUCAGCAAACCAUGGCUGGCUUCAGGCAAGAGGAUGUUGAAUUGUAUUAUGAGAUGGGAGAGGAACUGGGGAGUGGACAGUUUGCUAUUGUCCGGAAGUGUAGGGAGAAGAGCACAAGCUGCGAGUAUGCAGCAAAGUUUAUCAAGAAACGGCGUCUGUCGUCCAGCCGGCGGGGCGUGAGCCGCGAAGAGAUCGAACGCGAGGUCAAUAUACUGCGUGAGAUCCAGCACAGCAACAUCAUCACUCUGCAUGACAUCUUCGAAAACAAGACCGAUGUGAUCCUGAUUCUGGAGUUGGUGUCUGGCGGAGAGCUGUUUGACUUUCUGGCUGAAAAGGAGUCUCUGACUGAGGAAGAGGCCACCCAGUUUCUCAAGCAGAUCCUGGACGGUGUUCAGUACCUCCACUCCAAACGCAUUGCCCACUUUGACCUCAAGCCAGAGAACAUAAUGCUGCUGGAUAAGAACGUCCCCAACCCCAGGAUCAAGCUGAUAGAUUUUGGCAUCGCUCAUCAGAUCAAGGCAGGAAAUGAGUUCAAGAACAUCUUUGGAACGCCAGAGUUUGUUGCACCAGAAAUAGUCAACUAUGAGCCACUUGGACUAGAGGCGGAUAUGUGGAGCAUUGGAGUGAUCACAUACAUUCUGUUGAGUGGUGCCUCACCAUUUUUGGGAGAGACCAAGCAGGAGACCCUGACCAACAUCUCAGCUGUCAACUACGACUUUGAUGAAGAAUAUUUCAGCAAUACCAGCGAGCUGGCCAAAGACUUCAUACGUCGUCUGCUCGUCAAGGAUCCCAAGAAGAGAAUGACUAUUGAUGACAGCCUUGAGCAUCCCUGGAUCAAGGUGAUUAAGAGGCGGAAUGUGCGCCAGGAGGAGAGCGGCCGCAAGCCUGAGCGCCGGCGCCUGAAGACCACUCGUCUGAAGGAGUACACCAUCAAGUCUCACUCCAGCAUGCCGCCCAACAACACUUACAUCAAUUUCGAGCGCUUCUCACAAGUGCUGGAGGAGAUUGCGGCAGCCGAAGAAGGCCUGAGAGAGCUAGAGCACAACCAGCGCUCGUGCCGGGAAGACGUGGCAGCGCUGCUGUCCAUAUACGAAGAGAAAGAGGGCUGGUACAAGGAGGAGAACCAGAGCAUCUCCAGUGAGCUGAGCCACAUCCGCCAGGAGCUGCAGCGCACCCAGGCCCAGCGCAGGCAGAGCCAGGAGGAGGCCCGGGCCACCAUGCUGGCCGCCAACGCCCUCAAGCGCAAGUUUGGGCGUCUGGAAAAUCGUUACGAGGUCCUGGCUGAACAGGUGGCGUCAGAGGUCCGCUGGGUGGAGGAAUUGGUCAAGUCCAUAUCUGCUGAGAAGGACGGCCUCGGCACUGGCAGCAUGCCCUGAGCCUGGCCCCGGUCCCACAAUGACAUUUUCACCCUCAAAUAUCCUCCUGCUCAUUUUUUCUCUGCAUGUGUGCCUCACAGCAGGGAUCGAGUGGGCCAGUCCUCAUCAUAAGCUAUGCUGCUGCCCUCUGGGAAAAAUGGUUCACUCCUUGUAUGUCAUCCUUGAGAGAACAAGCAAGUACAAAAGUCACCCUCUAUUGAAAUAUGAAAACACUCAUUCCAAUGUUUUUUUUUGUUUGUUUUUUUUUAUUUUAAAUAAAUUAAUUUAUAAUCUUAAAGACUCUUAAGUGAUCAUCAUGCAUAGUACUUAUCACAUUGGUGAAUUAUAUUGGCAGUUUGCAGUUGCCGAUAUCUUAUUUUAAAUUAGCCCCAUUUGUUUUCUCCGAGAUUUAUUUACAUUCUGAAUUCAUGGGCCAAUGCUUUAAAAGCCAUAGAUGUUUGCUCAUUUGUUCCUGCCUCAGGCUAGUGGCCAGUUAUGUGAGGCAGUACUCUGCCUCAUAAUAUACAGCGUACAGUGUCAGGGUUGCACAGAAUUCAGGGGUAUUUAUUGCAUGGAAAUCCAAUUACAUGCAUUUCAGAUCUGAUUUUUGGUGACAUAAAGAUGCUCUUAUAUUUUGGGACAGAAAGCCUACCCUAGUGGAUGCAAUAAACAUGAACCAAUAACCUACAGGAAAGAUUUGGAAUGUAUAAGCUCAUCUUUGCAGUGCCUGUAAACUGAAUGACCUUAUUGCCUCUGCAAGCUUUCAUCUGUUAUCACAUCAAUGACAUUUAAGUCACAGUGAUAUUGAUCAAUGUCUUAAAUGCACUAACUUUUGCACAGUAGCUGUGGAAACCAAAUUAUGUGCAUGGAAACUAGAUGUGUCUCAUAAAAAUCAUGAUUCAUGUUUUCAUGACCAUUGUCACACACUUCAAACAUUCCAUCAGUAAGUUUUACAUCUAGGCCACACAUUCCCAUGUAUAUCUUUGAAAGUACAUUGUAUGGUGUAUUUCAGUAGAAAAUUGUACUCAUUUGCACUUAUAGGAUUAUAGCAAUGUGCCAGAUGGUAUUUUAAUCAAUCUCAUAGAUGUAAGUAGGAACUAUACUUUCAACUGAAAAAAAAAGUUUGGAUUUGUUUCAAAUAAACCAACUUAUUAAAGUAA